AUGAGAGGUGUUGAUGAUUGCAUGGAACAUGAUGUGAUCUGUAAAGAACUUAUUCAUGAUGCACGAAAAGAAAGAAAAGAUAUUCAUGUCAUUGCAAUCGAUUUCAAAGAUGCUUUCAGCUCUGUUCCUACAGAGUACGCAAUUGAAGCACUCAGAGAAAUUGGCAUUCCGAAUGAACUUGUUAAUACCAUCAAUGAAUUAUAUAUUUAUAUGACGACAAAGUUUAGAAUUGGAAACAGAACAACAAACGAAAUUUCAGGGAAAAUGGGCUUUAAACAAGGAUGUCCACUCAGUCCUUUGUUUUUUUUCCCGCACAUUACAACCACGCUUGAAUGA
Molecule: messenger RNA, 336 nt
Organism: Trichomonas vaginalis G3
Lineage: Eukaryota; Parabasalia; Trichomonadida; Trichomonadidae
Product: reverse transcriptase (RNA-dependent DNA polymerase)
Exons: 1
Coding region: 1-336 (111 amino acids)
Source: RefSeq, a predicted model, not a curated record